This is a messenger RNA of Nelumbo nucifera (sacred lotus), 2133 nucleotides long. RefSeq names its product nucleobase-ascorbate transporter 2-like. Gene Ontology annotation, biological process: transmembrane transport. NCBI's taxonomy places the organism in Eukaryota, Viridiplantae, Streptophyta, Magnoliopsida, Proteales, Nelumbonaceae. Gene Ontology annotation, molecular function: transmembrane transporter activity. The record is from RefSeq and is a predicted model, not a curated record. Gene Ontology annotation, cellular component: membrane.
GGUAGCCAAUGCAUUUCUUUCCCCCCAUGAGUAAUGCUAGCCGUGACUCAUUUCUCCUCCUUUUUUCCUUUUUUGCUUACCUUUUGCUUUCUCUGAUUCUCUUUCUUACUCAUUCACAGUCCUGUUUUCUCACUUUCUUUCUUGCUAUCCUGCUUUUCUGUCCUUUUAGUAUCAAUAAUUCUUCAACUUUAUUUCCAUAUACCUUCUCUCUUUCUGAUUGAUUGAUUCAUCCAAAUACUCAAUAUCCCUCAUUUCUUUUGUUUGAUUCAUCUAAAUUCCAUCCAUAUUCAUCCAAGUGAAUCUCUCUCCCUCUCCCUCUCUCUCUCUCUGAGUUUUCAGAGAUACCCAUUUUGGUUUGCUGGAAGAGGAACAAGAAGCCCUGUUAGUAAAGCUUAUCAUCCAUGGAGGCCCCAAAACCAGAAGAAAUAAGCCACCCACCGAUGGAUCAGCUCCAAGGAUUCGAGUACUGUAUUGACUCCAAUCCUUCUUGGGGGGAGGCAAUUGCUCUGGGUUUUCAGCACUACAUCCUGGCUCUAGGAACUGCAGUUAUGAUUCCAACUAUGCUUGUAAAUUAUAUCGGAGGAACAGACGACGAUAAGGUGAGGGUGGUUCAGACUCUGUUAUUUGUUGGGGGCAUUAAUACACUGCUCCAGACGCUAUUUGGAACACGGUUGCCUACUGUUAUCGGAGGUUCUCAUGCCUUCCUCGUUCCAAUCAUCUCCAUCAUCCAUGAUUCGUCCUUUUCUCAAAUCCCCGACCCUCACGAGAGAUUUAUCCAAACAAUGAGAGCAAUCCAAGGAGCUCUUAUAGUGGCAUCAAGCAUUCAAAUUGUACUGGGCUACAGUCAGCUUUGGGGAAUCUGCUCCAGGUUUUUCAGCCCACUCGGAAUGGUUCCAGUGAUUUCACUUGUGGGAUUUGGACUAUUUGAUAGAGGCUUUCCCUUGGUGGGCAAAUGUGUAGAAAUUGGGGUUCCUAUGCUUCUCCUAUAUAUCGCAUUUUCCCAGUAUCUAAAAAAUUUCCAGGCAAAACAUGUACCAAUAUUCGAGCGCUUCGCACUAAUAAUUUCAAUCACUAUGAUAUGGGUGUAUGCACACAUUUUGACAGCAAGUGGUGCAUAUAGGCAUCGCCCAAUUAUCACACAAGUCAGCUGCCGAACCGACAAGGCCAACCUCAUUUCAUCUGCACCCUGGAUAAAAAUCCCAUAUCCACUGCAAUGGGGUGCUCCCACCUUUGAUGCUAGUCAUGCUUUUGGAAUGAUGGCUGCUGUUCUAGUCUCCUUGAUUGAGUCAACUGGAGCAUACAAAGCAGCAUCUAGGCUGGCAAGUGCCACACCUCCCCCAGCUCAUGUUCUUAGCCGUGGUAUUGGUUGGCAGGGAGUUGGGGUUCUACUGGAUGGACUCUUUGGAACAGGAACUGGAUCCACUGUGUCUGUAGAAAAUGUGGGUCUUCUUGGAGCUACUCGAGUUGGGAGCCGCAGGGUUAUUCAAAUCUCAGCUGGGUUCAUGAUAUUCUUCUCAAUCUUAGGGAAAUUUGGAGCACUGUUUGCAUCAAUACCUUUCACCAUCUUUGCCGCUGUCUAUUGUGUCUUAUUUGGACUUGUUGCAUCGGUGGGACUGUCAUUUUUGCAGUUCACAAACAUGAACUCUAUGCGGAACCUCUUUAUCACUGGUGUUGCCUUAUUCCUAGGACUGUCUGUUCCUGAGUACUUCCGUGAGUACACUCUCAGUUCCCAUCAUGGACCUGCUCACACCAAUGCUGGAUGGUUCAAUGACUUCAUCAACACCAUAUUCUCCUCCUCCCCCACUGUUGCACUGAUUGUUGCGGUUUUCCUUGAUAACACUCUUGACUACAAGGAUACUGCUAAAGACAGAGGGAUGCCAUGGUGGGCCAAAUUCAGAACUUUCAGGGGAGACAGUCGGAAUGAGGAGUUCUACACCCUCCCUUUCAACCUCAACCGUUUUUUCCCUCCGGCAUGACUUGAUGCCAAUAAUUUUAAUGAAGAAAAUGAGGAAGUAUAUGUGCCACAAUCCUAGUGAAGAUCGGUGAGGUGUAUGUUUUGACUUGAAUUUUUUAUUCUAUGUAUAUUCAAAUGGGCUAUUUGAAUGAACUUAAUCUAAUAAACUAUUCUAUCUA